This is a messenger RNA of Gongylonema pulchrum, 774 nucleotides long. The record is from the annotation of a GenBank genome assembly. Lineage: Eukaryota; Metazoa; Nematoda; Chromadorea; Rhabditida; Gongylonematidae.
GCAGCGAAGAAACGUCAGGAAGAGGAAAAUCGCCUACAAUAUGAAGCACGUCGCAAGGCAGAACGUGAACGUGUUGAGCAGGAGCUGCAAAGUUUACGCGAGAAACAAGAACGACGACGUCGGGAACGAGAGCAAGAAGAGAAGGAGCUGGCCGAAAAGAUGCGGCUGGCUGAAGAGAAACGUCGUCAGGAAGAAGAAGAAAGCAAAAUACGAAUGGAGGCACAAAAGCAGAAGCGUGAAGAGGAGCGACGCAAAAAGCAAGCGAUGCUUGCCGACUCGCUCGCUGGCAUUGUUUCGCUGAACAGCAACAUUCCGAAUUUUAUCCUCCAGAAACAGGAAAAGCAAGAACGAAAUGGAAAAGCAUCCAUGAAGAACGGUAAAAGCAAGGAGGAGAAAGAAGAAGCAAAACGUGCCUACAUGGCUUUAAUAUCCCAGAAGCCUGUAGUUUCGCAGUUAUUGACGAAUGAUCUGAAAAUAAAGAUUCAGCAAUUGCAUGCGCAUAUCUGUAAGCUGGAAGCCGUUAAAUACGAUCUCGAGAAACGCCACGAACGACAGCUUUACGAUGUAAGUGAAUUUCCUACAGUCGAAAAACCGCCACCAAUAGUGCACGGUACAGCACGGCCACCACCGGAGUGGGGACGCACCGAGAACGAGGAGUUGGAACAGCUACGUAAAAUCAUUGAACCCCAUAAGUAUGUGGAACAAGUGAAAGUGGAAAAUGCACGACCACCAAUCGAACCAAUUCCAUUAUCCGUACCAGGUCUGCAAGGAUGA